AUGCUGAGGCACAGCUCUCUUCAUCACGUCCCGUCGGACAUGGAUGCCAGCAUCUACAAGGAGUCUCUUGCUUCCGCUCUUCAAUCGGCUUGGAGUUCCGCCGCGGCAUUCAACGUUCAGCAAAGCGCCCGUUUCAAGAAGCAGUAUGACAAGACAGGACUACCACCUUUAAAGAUUUCAGCUGGGGAUAGGGUAUACCUCCGGGACUUCGCUCCUAAGAUCGGACUGUCACCCAAGCUGUGUUACCCUUGGUUGGGCCAGUUCCGUGUCGUUAAGGUAGAGCACCCGCACCUGGUCAUUACUAGCGUUUCUUCUCCGCAAUCGCCUCCUAAGCGUGUUCAUAUGAACCAAGUUAAGAAAUGCUUCGAAAUCUCUGGACCCGUUUUCACUUCGCCAUGGAUUCCCUGCGAGGAGGAGGCUGCUCUUUCCCAACACGGGGCUACUUCUACUCAUCUCACCGGGUACCUUCGAAGUGAGCUCACCCCUCCGUCAACAUUUGACUCUCCUUCUUCCUCACAUAGCUAUGAGACUCGUUUCCGCAAAAGAACUUCUACUGUUUAG
Haemonchus placei is the source of this 561-nucleotide messenger RNA. The record is from the annotation of a GenBank genome assembly. NCBI's taxonomy places the organism in Eukaryota, Metazoa, Nematoda, Chromadorea, Rhabditida, Trichostrongylidae.